Molecule: messenger RNA, 1548 nt
Organism: Humulus lupulus (European hop)
Lineage: Eukaryota; Viridiplantae; Streptophyta; Magnoliopsida; Rosales; Cannabaceae
Exons: 1
Coding region: 38-1285 (415 amino acids)
Source: RefSeq, a predicted model, not a curated record
AGUGACCAGUUUUUGGAGGAGCAAUAUCAUUAUAUCAAUGGAUAAAAGAUUACAAGAGACUAAGAAGCUUAGCAUUAGCCACUUUAGCCAUGAUCACCCACUGACAAACACAAAUUCCCCACCCAAAGAAAACUAUUUCUGCUCAGCUUGCAAGCUAAAGAUUACAUCAUCAGUUACUGCAGAAUAUUACACUUGCAAAACAUGCUCGUUUUCCAUCCACCAAAUUUGCUACAAUAUGCCUAGAAAAACACAACACCCAGCUCAUCACAUACAUCGUUUGACUCUCCAAACUACCUCUCCUUCAACAUCUGAAGAAGGAACCUUGACAUGCAAGGCUUGUGGAAAUCGCAUCAAUGGUGGCUUCUACUACAGUUGUGCCCAGUGUGGCGUUUGUCAUCACAUCCUCUGCUCAGCUCUGCCUCUCUCCAUUUCAGUCUCUUCUCACCUUCACGAACUCAAGCUCACAUUUUCAUCACCCUACGAUUUCAGCUGUGAUAUAUGUGCCAAACCAAGUUACAAAGGAUGGCUCUAUAGGUGUCAGCUCUGCGAGUUCGAUACUCAUCUGCUCUGCGCUGUCUCUAAUAGAAGAACAAAGUUUCUCAUGCAAAAUCGAAUUGUGCCAUUGCUCAACUCUUCAAAUGGGCAGAUCGCUACUAAUUCUUCCUCAGCAAAUUACAAUAGCGAAGUGGAAGAAGUAGUACACUUGGUAACACAAGGACUAAUUGAACAAAGUCCAGCUUCAAGUCCGGAUUUCAGUUUAAAUAGUCUUCAGGAAAACCUUACCAUAACAAGUACCGUUGGGGCAUUUACUCAAACAGAUUCAAAGCUGGGUCUCACUUCCUCAAAUCCAGGGAAACAAUUUCGGUACCAAAGUCCAUUAACUCCAGUUUCAGAGGAUUUGAGCACAACUCCAAGUACCCAAUUCAGUGAUGCAUGUUUUUCCAUAGAUUUAGCCAAGUCUUAUUCAGGUUGGCAAGCAAGGACUGAAGCUAGCAAUAGUAUUAACAUUCAGGUUGACCCUAAUGUUGAAGUCAAAAAUAAUAUUAUUAUUAAACAAGAGAAACGACUCAAUUAUGGUAUUGGGUCAUCAGAUCAUAUUCACUCCUCUAAUUUUGGACGAGAUGAGAGGCUCAAAGAAGCAUUUUUGGUUAGAAACGACACUCUUGCCAAGGAGGAGGCAAAUAUAGGACAAAAGAGUAAGAAUAAGAAGAUGACCAAAGCUACAUCAGAUACCGUAAGUCCAGAGAUACCAUAUAACAAUUUGUGUCUAUACAUAAAUAUGUAACUAUAUGUGUAAGCAUAACAUGAUUUUUCUGUGUGUAUAUAUAUGCAGAAGAGGUCCAGCGGCUCAAGUUGGCAGAAGCUCAUGUUAUGCUGCAAUAAUACAAGUUAAUCAAGAAAGAAGUAGAAAGUCUCAUUAAGAAUAAUGAAAAAACUUCAAAUCUGAAGGUCAUGGUGGAAGAGUGUAUUUAAAGAUGUCAAGUGUUAUCGAUUUUUUUUCAAAGAUACUAGUGUACAGAUCGAUUUUGAUGGUUAAAUUGCUCACGG